Xyrauchen texanus (razorback sucker) is the source of this 2962-nucleotide messenger RNA. RefSeq names its product tripartite motif-containing protein 16-like. The transcript is spliced from 7 exons. Gene Ontology annotation, molecular function: protein binding; zinc ion binding. NCBI's taxonomy places the organism in Eukaryota, Metazoa, Chordata, Actinopteri, Cypriniformes, Catostomidae. The record is from RefSeq and is a predicted model, not a curated record. The coding region runs from base 210 to 1871 and encodes 553 amino acids.
ACGAGGAUGCACAAUUUAAGAAAUGAGAAGCAUCCUUUUUUUUUGUUUUAUCAUACCACUAGAGGUCUCAAUAGGUCUGCUGUGUAUGGGGGAAAGUGUGUAGAAGAAGACGGGAGGUGAAGUGGGAAGUUAGCUUGUGAGAGAGUGAAAGUAAAGCUGAUUAAACGCUGCACAAUCUCUGUUAUUGAGGCAUCAACACAACAACUGAAAUGGCAGAAGCCAGUAUUUCAGUGGAUCAGGACCAGUUCAGCUGUUCAAUCUGUUUGGAUAUACUGAAGGUUCCAGUGGCUAUUCCCUGUGGACACAGUUACUGUAUGAGCUGCAUUACAGACUGCUGGAAUCAAGAUGAUCAAAAGGGAGUGUACAGCUGCCCACAGUGCAGACAGACAUUCACCCAAAGACCUGCUCUGAAUAAAAACACUAUUUUGGCUGAAAUGGUGGAGAAACUGAAGAUAAAGCUCCAAACUGCUGUUCCCGCUCACUGUUUCACUGGAGCUGGAGAUGUGGAGUGUGACGUCUGUUCUGGAGUAAAACAAAAAGCCACCAAAUCCUGUUUGGUGUGUAUAAUCUCUUACUGUCAAAAUCACCUUGAACAACAUGACAAUCUUUUCAAAGGUAAGAAACACAAAUUGAUGGAUGCCACUGGAAACCUUCAUGAGAUGAUCUGCCAUCAACAUGAUAAACUGCUGGAACUUUACUGUCAUAACGAUCAGCAGUGUAUAUGUUACGUGUGUAUGAUGGAAAACCACAAAAGUCAUGACACAGUAUCAGCUGCAGCAGAAAGGACCAAGAAACAGAAACACUUGGGCGAGACAAAGAAAAAAUGCCAGCAGAAAAUACAAGAGAAAGAGGACAAUCUUAAGGAGCUGAGAGCGGCUAUAGAGUAUCAUAAGCGCUCUGCACAGGCAGCAGUGGAGGAGUGCGAGGAGAUCUUUACUGAUCUGAUUCACUCCAUUGAGAGAAGUCGCUCUGAGGUGAUGCAGGUUAUCAGAGCUCGGGAAAAGGCUGUGGUGGGUCAAGCUGAAGGUCUCUUGGUGCAACUGGAGCAGGAGAUUUCUGAUCUGAGGAAGAAAGACACUGAGCUGGAGCAGCUUUCACACAAUGAUGAUCACAUCCAUUUCCUACAGAGUUUCCAGUCUCUGUCUGCCCUUCUUGGAUCUGCUGACAUACCCAGCAUCACUUCCAGCUCUCUCUUGCCUUUUGAUAAUGUGAGAAUGUGUGUCUCUAUGAUCAAAGUACAACUGGAACAUUACUGUACACAAGGGAUUUGUGAGAUUUCCAAAUUAGCAUCAGACAUCCAAAUUAUUCCCACUGAAGAACCCAAGACCAGAAAGGAGUUCCUACAAUAUUCCCGUCAGUUCAACCUGGAUACAAACACAGUGAAUAAACGCCUCCAUCUGUCUGAGGGGAACAGAGUGAUAACGUUCACUGGCAAAGACCAGCAGUAUCCCGAUCAUCCAGACAGAUUUACUGUUUAUGCUCAGGUGUUGUGUAGAGAGAGUGUGAAUGGACGCUGUUACUGGGAGGUUGAGUGGAGUCAUGGUGUGGAUAUAUCAGUAUCAUAUAAGAGCAUUAGCAGGAAUGGGUACUCUAAUGAUUGUGGAUUUGGAUAUAAUAAUCAGUCAUGGACUUUGACCUGCUCAGAGUCAAGUUUCUCAUUCUGGCACAACAGGGAAGAGCUUAAACUCCCUGUUGUCCCAUGUUCCUCUAGAAUAGGGGUGUAUGUGGAUCACAGUACGGGAAUUCUGUCUUACUACAGAAUCUCUGACAUAAUGACCCUCAUCCACAGAGUCCAGACAACAUUUACUCAACCUCUCUAUCCUGGGUUUGUGUUAUAUUCAAAGUCCAAAGUGACACUGCUACCUAUGUAGGCGUUACAGAGAUUUUACAAAUAAUAAAAAGAAUGAUGCAACUUUCACAAGGAUAAUUUGAAUGAAUAUAAUGCACAAUUAUGAGACUUAUUGUAAACUUCAAUGCUUAUAUUUUGUAGACAUAAAGCAAUAGGGACCAAUAGAGAAAUCAGGGUUGUGCAGAAUUCAGAAUUUCAGAAUUAACUUCCCUUUCAAUUCAUGUGUUGGAAUUUCAAUUGGAAUGAUAGGAAGUGGAAUUUACUGAAUUGCAAUCCAUAGAAAUUCAACACAGUCACACUGCAAAAUGUUUAGUUUAAUAUUCAUUUUGUGACAAAUAUAUACUGUAUAUAAUAUAUAUACACUGAUCAGCCACUUGCCAAAUAUUGUGUAGGUCCCCCUCAUGCAGACAAAACAGCACCAACCCACAUCAACAACAAAGUCUACAGUAACUCAGAUAACCGCUCUGUACAAUUGUGCUGAGAAGAAUAUCAUCUCUGUAUGCUAUUCUGACAUGCGGGUUGCCACUGUUUUGGAGGCACGAGGGGGACCUACACAAUAUUUGGUAGGUGGUUUUAAUGUUGUGCCUGAUCGGUGUGUGUGUGUAUAUAUAUAUAUAUAUAUAUAUAUAUAUAUAUAUAUAUAUAUAUAUAUAUAUAUAUAUAUAUUGUUGUUGUUAUAUUAGGGCUGUCGAUUUAACACGUUAAUUCAGUGAUUAAUUUGAUUAAAAAUAACGUGUUAAAAAAAUUAAUGCAAUUAAUCGUAUGCCACCGGACCGUAAUAAGGAAGAUUCCUGAGAAAUGCAAGAUUGUAGUACCACCUGUUUACUCCGGAGGGCAGUAAGUGAAAUUUCAGCUGUGUGAGCAACACACAGUUUAUACAGUGAAGAAAAAACUUCAGCAGACACACACACACAAACAUGUGUUACGUUCUUGCAUUCAAAACACUUGAAGGAGCGCAAAUGCGAUCUAAGAGAUCUCAAGAUGUGUUUAAAGUUUGAGUAUAAAACUAUAUUUAACUUGACACAGUGACCUAAACAUUUUAUGUUUAUGAUGCAACGAUUAAUUAAUCUAGACACCAUGUAAUUAAUUUGAUUAAAAAUUUUAAUCGAUUGA